UUUGGAACCGACCUCACUGGCGCUAGGGUUACUCCAUCCGUCAACCACAACCCACGCGCUUCCCCUUCCCCCUCCUCGCCCUCGCCUCGCCUCCAGGAUCUCGUCGUCCUCUCCACCUCCUCGGUCCCAGGAAUCGUUCCCCGCCGGCGACCUCCCUCCCUCCCUCCUUCCGUCCGUUCCGUCUCGGGUCUUCCUCUGUAUCACCAGCGAAGCAAAGGAUCGGAUUCGGGCCUUCAUUUCUAUAUCAUCAGCGAAGCAAAGGAUCGGAGGCUACUCCAUCCAGGGCAGCAAGCUCAUUCGGAACAUUGGAGUAGAGCAAGGUGCUUGUUCAAAAGUGUGAAUUGCAUGGAGAUGGGAAUGACUCCUGAAGUAAUGUAUGGACAAAAUGUUUUUGUUCCUGCUACUGCAAAUCCCUACCAAUAUGGUUAUGCAGAAGUUGGAUCACCGAUGGAAUGGUAUAACCACCCGAGCUCUUUAGGAUAUGAUGGCCAAGAUGUUUACUAUCCGGCUGAAGGCAUGCAAUGCGUAUACUACGCAGCCCCAGACAAUGGAUCUAUGCACCCUACCUACAGUCCUUACCCUUCUGAUCCUUCUUUCGUGCCUGAUGGCUCAUUUAUGCCUCAGGAGUAUGUUGCUGACCCUGCUAACUCCACAUGCCAAAUAGCCCCGACAUCCUAUUACAUUCCAGCUGUUCUUCCUUAUGCGCAAGAUAGUGUCCCGGGAAGCGCAACCACACCUAUUCACUCCUCCAAUGUUGCAUUUCUUCCUGGCAUACCAGGUUAUGCUGCAACAUCUGCAAAUGCAGCAUUUCCUUUAAUUGCUCCGGUCACCACAAAAAGGGACAUUGUUAUGCAUCCACCUGUACAGUCUACUAUUGUACCUUCAAAGCAGUUCCAGGACCAUGCAAAACCACCAAAGGUUCAACUGCACAAUUCGGUUCCACAGAAGCAAGAGUUGCCGGAUAGAUGCAUGGUGCCUGCUAAACUCCCUCAUGUUUCUCAGGUAUCAGCACAUUUGUCUGGAAACAAUUGCCUUGGAUGUGCUGCUGGAUCUGAUCUUCAGAAGUGGGCUGCCGCCGAGAAAUUCCAGCCAUCUUCAAAGUCAAGUGGUCAUCUAAAUGGUACUGGCCAAAAAGUGCAUAGCUUAGUUGAUUCUGAGAAACCAAGCAAUCAGAGCUCUGCCAUAAUUGUGAAAUCCUACACAUCAAGGCUCCCUGUUGGUAAUCCGGAUGGGACAAUCAUUAUAAGAACUGACCAGUACAACCGAGAUGAUCUCCGAAUCGACUAUACGUAUGCAAAGUUCUUUGUUAUCAAGUCAAUUGGUGAGGCAGAUGUGCACAAAUCAAUAAAGUAUGGUGUAUGGUCAAGUUCCUCCAAUGGAAACAGCAAGCUAGAUAGUGCAUUCAGGGAUGCUGACAGGAUAUCAAGGAGGCAUUCUACUAAAUGUCCAGUUUUCUUGUUCUUCUCUGUAAAUGGUAGUGGGCACUUUUGUGGCAUGGCUGAGAUGGUUGGUCCUGUUGAUUUUCACAAGGACAUGGACUUCUGGUGUCAGGAUAAAUGGACCGGAUGCUUUCCUGUGAGAUGGCACAUCGUUAAAGAUAUACAAAAUUGUUCUUUGCAGCACAUCACACUGCAGAAUAAUGAAAACAAGCCUGUGACACAUAGCAGAGAUACACAGGAAAUACCAUACCUCCCUGGAAUAUCUAUGAUCGAGAUCUUCAAAGGCAUCAAAGCGAGGUUCUGCCUGUUUGAUGAUUUUAUGAGGUAUGAGACAGACGAGGCGCGAAAGAAGCCGCACAGAAGGUGCAAGCUGAGUUACAAUGCUCCAGAUUUUGUACCUGUCUCACAGCGUACAAAAGAUGCUUCUGACACUCAGCAGACAAAAUCCAGCAGCGUGCUGGUAGACAAAACAUCGGAGGUUCAAAAUGUGGCCGAGAAGCAGCAUGAUGCUAAGGUGAUCAAACCUCAGGAACCGUGCGUCUCUGAAAAGCAGGCCAGUGAGGCUGAGAAAGAGAAUGGAGUACAGGAAAGUCAUUGCAGUGGCAAUCACAAUCAGAGCCAUGACGAUGCAGCCAAAAAUGUAACCAACCAUCCACCAGCUUCAAGCUUGAAGGCAGGUGCAGAGGGGAAACAGCAGUACUGGAAGAAGGUUGAAAAUCCAAAGCAGCAUGCAGACAGCAGUGCUGCUGCCCAGGGCUCACUGAGAGCACCUGAAAAGCGGCUAAAUGGAGUUAGCGGCUCUGUGAGAGCAGUUCCAGAGGGUGGCGAGGAGCAGAGGGUCACCGCCAAACUUGGUUCUCUCAAGAUCAGUUCCAAGGCAGUGGAGGCUGACCAUAAAACUAGCACAGUUGGUGUGGAGAAGCGGCUAAAUGGAGUCAGCAGCUCUGUGAGCACAGUUCCAGAGGGUGGCGAGGAGCAGAGGGUCACUGCCAAACUUGGAUCCCUCAAAGUCGGUUCCAAGGCAGUGGAGGCUGACCGUAAGACUAACACAGUUGGUGUGGUGACAAUCGGCUCGAUGCCGGUCCGGGUUGACAGUUGUGACGUCUAGUGGCCAGCAGGAGCUUUUGUUUUUGGCUUCACAAUUUUUUGCCCUUCUGGGUUAAUCUUUGGUGCCCAAGGCUUCUAUUUUCCUUUCUUUUGGUAGAAUGCCUGUCUUGGUUGGCGGUUCCUAGCUUCUAUAUGUCAUUAAAAAAGGGUGAAAAAAAAGAUGAACAAUUAGGUUCUAGUUUCGUUGGGUGAAAAGCUAGUUUUGCAGGCAGCAUUCUGAUGGUGGUGGUGGUAUCUUUUGUGGAAAGUCAAGAAGAGACUAUGAUGUGUUCGUUUUAAUGACAUUAUUAAGAAAGAAAAAAAGAGAGAGAAGAGAUUAGUAAACCUGGA
Molecule: messenger RNA, 2876 nt
Organism: Sorghum bicolor (sorghum)
Lineage: Eukaryota; Viridiplantae; Streptophyta; Magnoliopsida; Poales; Poaceae
Exons: 8
Coding region: 346-2547 (733 amino acids)
Biological process (GO): mRNA destabilization
Cellular component (GO): cytoplasm
Molecular function (GO): mRNA binding
Source: RefSeq, a predicted model, not a curated record